AUGCGGGGUGCUUGGGGUACAGACUGUGCCCCCCCUGUGGAGAACCCAUACGGAAGUGAGCUGGAAUCAUGCCGCUCUGAGAUUGAGCUGUUACAGAAGCAGCUGGCCAGUGAACGUCUGUCUGUUCAGACUUUGGAGAACCUGCUGGUGUCUUCACGAGGAAAGGAGCUACAGAGGCAGCUCACCUCUCAGGAAAGGCAGACCGAAAUACAAAUUCUCAAGGACAAACUCAGCAUGGCUGACAGCAAAGUGAGUUCUCAGAGUAGGGAAAUGGCUCAACUGAGGACACGAUCAACCCAGCUGGAAGCAGAUCUUGAGAUGACCAAGAGACACCUGGCCACUGAGCACUUUGAACGGGAGCGUGCAGUACAGGAGCUGCGUAGGCAAGGACUCUCAGCUAUUUCUCCUGUCCUCUCCUCCACUAUGCGCUCCUCAUCCACUUCCCAUCCUCGCUCUCUGAGUCCUCACAGAUCAUGGUCUCCAGAACGCUCUCAUCACAGCAUACCUGACCCACUGCUUGUGCCACAUUACCCCGACAGGAGUCUGACUUUCAAGGACCUUUAUGAUUGAGAAAAUCUCAAUACUCCAAUUUUGCUGGCGUCAUUCAUUCAUUUCAUCUGCUUACGUCUUGGAUUCUGAAGACAAUCAAUAAGGCUCUGAUCUCUGAUUUCAAUAAAUCAAACGUUUACCAUGA
This is a messenger RNA of Cyprinus carpio (common carp), 694 nucleotides long. Its product is annotated as testis-specific gene 10 protein-like. The transcript is spliced from 5 exons. The record is from RefSeq and is a predicted model, not a curated record. Lineage: Eukaryota; Metazoa; Chordata; Actinopteri; Cypriniformes; Cyprinidae. Bases 1 to 570 code for a protein of 189 amino acids.